AUGAAGGGACAGUUGCUGGUGGCUUUGGGUCGGGAUGCUGAUAACGCUAUUUAUCCAAUCGCAUGGGCUGUGGUAGGUGUUGAAAACAAGGAUAACUGGUUGUGGUUUGUGAGGAAGAUCAAGGUUGAUCUUGGAUUAAAUGAAGGAGACAGAUACAUCAUGGUUUCUGAUCGUCAAAAGGGAUUGAUUGCGGCUGUGAAGAUAGCACUACCACUUAUUGAGCAUAUGAUCUACAAUGAGGCUGAUUACAGAGCAAACCUUUUGGAAAUAUUAAAGUAUGAUCAAGACGUUUAUGAUGACGUGAUGAAGUCAAAGCCAGAGAAGUGGUGCAGGGCCUUCUACAAGCUCGGACCCUUUUGUGAGGAUGUGGAGAACAACUCAACUGAAUCAUUCAACACCUCAAUAGGUAAAGCUCGAGACAAGCCUUUUUUACCGAUGUUAGAGACAAUUGCUCGACUGGCAAUGGUUCGUAUAGCAAAAAGGGAUGUGAUUGCCAAUAGCCAUGAAGGUCUUUGCACACCGUAUGUGACUGAGAUGCUGGAGAGUUUGCGGGAAGAUGCCUCGGCAUGCACUGUUCGACCAUCCACAAACAUGAUGUAUGCUUCGACUCUUAAUGGAUGUUCAUAUAAGGUGAUCUUCGCAAAUAUGACUUGCACUUGUAGGAGAUGGGAGAUUACAGGGAUUUCAUGUGAGCAUGCAUAUGGAGUUAUGAUGCAGAGAAGGUUAGAAGCUCAACACUAUGUUGCUCAUUGGUUUAGGACAACUACUUGGAGGCAAACCUAUGCUGAAGGAAUUGUUCCAUUGCGAGGAGCAAAGUUUUGGCCCGAAGGACCAGAACCACCAAUAGUUGAACCUGUGAUACCAGAUCAACCAGGCCGUAAGAAGGAGACUAAAGCGGAUAAAAAAGAGGAAGAAAGGAGUGAAUGA
This is a messenger RNA of Brassica rapa (field mustard), 927 nucleotides long. RefSeq lists its product as uncharacterized. The record is from RefSeq and is a predicted model, not a curated record. Gene Ontology annotation, molecular function: zinc ion binding. Lineage: Eukaryota; Viridiplantae; Streptophyta; Magnoliopsida; Brassicales; Brassicaceae.